Asterias rubens (European starfish) is the source of this 2051-nucleotide messenger RNA. RefSeq names its product achaete-scute homolog 5-like. Gene Ontology annotation, biological process: regulation of transcription by RNA polymerase II; developmental process. The transcript is spliced from 3 exons. The coding region runs from base 1001 to 1504 and encodes 167 amino acids. The record is from RefSeq and is a predicted model, not a curated record. NCBI's taxonomy places the organism in Eukaryota, Metazoa, Echinodermata, Asteroidea, Forcipulatida, Asteriidae. Gene Ontology annotation, molecular function: DNA-binding transcription factor activity, RNA polymerase II-specific; protein dimerization activity; RNA polymerase II transcription regulatory region sequence-specific DNA binding.
AUUUUGAAGGCCUAUGCAAGUACGAAGUUCCAACAUUUAUUGACAUGUAUCAAGGAUUCAGCCACGGUCUCAAAAUAUUUUCUACAACACAACUCGGUUGAUGGAUGUCGUCUGCAACAUUUACGUCAGCACCGGAGGGCGGGAAUUCGAAGUCCAGCAGGGAAUAAAAAAGAACCGCUAGAGUCGAGCUGGGACUCUUACCUGCACAAUCCCCCCGGCACCCCAACUUUCAUUUCUGACACCACACAUUACGGUUACACGCGUGUAUACACGGUGUCCUCAGUGAGAGAGAUGCUCGUUGAUUAACACAAACAAUCUUUUUACUUUCCACCGCUACGGAUUUGUUUGUCUGUUUCCACAAGUCGGAAAUCUCUCAUUGAAAAUCUCAACAAGCCAGAACUCUCAGUUUAUACGGCAUUACGACUUGGACUUUAUGAGCGAGAUAGAAAAACGGCACAUCAAGACAAAACAUUUGGGGCAAAGAAGUUUCUACUCGUGGAGGAGUUUGGUUUGAGGUGACUAGCUGUAUCUUAUUGCUUGUCGGCGCUUGGGGGUUUCCACUGCCACACACGGUGCUGAAUGUUCUAAUUGACAGUGUGGUCUUGUUAUAGGGAGAUAUUAAGACUCAAGGCAGUUACAGACCAGAACAUUAUCAAAAGGGAGACGGCAAGACCACUAUCUGGAACAAGAUUUCGUUCGUCAAAUUCCGACACUGACGUCUUCUGAGGACUAGGGGUCGGUCGAAGACUUGUCGCCAUCUUUGAAGCCUACGUCGAAUCUAAUUCUUGAUUGAGAAUUCACAAACAUUGGUUGAGAUUCAUUACUCAUUUGACGGAUGAACCAGUCGAGUAAUUAAUCAGACAAGAAUUUCUAUUCAACUCAAGCAGUUUAAAAAGAACUUUCCAAUUCUGCAAUCAGAGGAAGAUCGAGAGUGGUUUAAAACCGAGAGGUUGAUUUUGUUUUUUAUUGAAGAGGGAUUUUUUUCAAACCAACCGGCCUCAUGAUGAUGGAAGAGCCCCACUCGGAGUCGGCGAUCUACUCCACGCCGACUUGUGUCCAGCUAGGAAUACCCAUGAGCGACUGCCCAACGGCGGGCGGUAUGUACCCACUACGAGAGCACGGCAACAACACAGACGUCACCUUACCUAUACCGAACUAUCUCGACCCUCGCUACACCGGCUCGUUCAUGGGGCACUACAGCAGCUACGUCCCCAUGCCGAGUCCGUUCGGCUUCUACGACCUAGAGCCGUCGUUCAUCAGACGACGGAACGAGCGAGAGCGGGAGAGAGUACGGAACGUCAACGAAGGGUACGCGCGGCUCCGGGAACACCUACCGACGGAAAACCCCGAGAAACGGUUGAGUAAAGUGGAGACACUCCGGACGGCUAUACGGUACAUCAAGCAGCUCCAAGGUGUGCUCCACACGGAAGAACAAAAAGAGAAUAACUGUGACUCAGAAACAGAUAGAGGGUCGUUUGAAGACUCAGAAGAAGGCGAAAAGUGAUUUUUUUUAAAUAACACAAAACAUUGCUUGUAAAUAUAUAAUUAUAGCUUGUAUUUAUUUACUACACUGAUCCAUCUAAUAUAUGAAAGACUAAUCAUUAUAAAGAGAAUGAUAGACCAAAUUUCCAUGAGUGUACUUCUCAUGUAUAGGCAUUCAUUAUGGCAGUACCUUGAGUUAGAAAUACACUAUUUUUAUGACCACAGUUUUCUUACAAACCUCAUCAGCCGAAUGUGUGUAAAAUAAUAUAUGUCGGCAAAGCCACCAGACUCUGCAAUAAUUUUGAAUUUAUCAAGAUAAGACGCCGUUACAAUCGUUCGAUUGUUAAUGUAAUUGGCGAAUAAUAUUUAGGCCCAGGCAGGAAGAAUAAUCCCUCGUCCGUUAACGUCUAGCAGUCUACGCUACAUGUAGGUGGUCAUUUUCAAAUUCAUCUCAUAAAUCUUUUAAAUAUCAUGAGUUUGGUGUAUCAUACAGCUCUAAAGACACUGGACACAAUUGGUAAUUGUCAAAGACCAGUUUUCUCACUUGGUGUAUCCCAACAUAUGCAUAA